This is a messenger RNA of Lactuca virosa, 444 nucleotides long. The record is from the annotation of a GenBank genome assembly. Lineage: Eukaryota; Viridiplantae; Streptophyta; Magnoliopsida; Asterales; Asteraceae.
AUGAUGAUGAGCAAGCUCUUACGAUUUGGUAGAAGACAGCUUCACACCAUUGUCUCAAGAGAUAUCAUCAAACCUUCUUCUCCAACACCUUCUCACCUCAAAACAUAUAAUCUUUCGUUUUUUGAUCAAGUUGCUGUGAAUGCAUACAUGCCCGCUGUAGCGUUCUACCGAAGCUCCAGUAUUUAUCAGAGUUCCCAUGAAAAAACGCUAGAAUUGAAGAACUCCUUAUCGCAUACCUUAAGUCAGUACUAUCCGUAUGCUGGUAGGCUGGCAAAAUCUUGCCCAACCUAUGUCGACUGCAAUGACGAGGGAGUUGAGUUCAUUGAAGCACGUUACGACAGUACGCUCUCCGACUUCCUCCAACAAUCAGACCAUGAAGAUUUAGAUCAACUCUUUCCAGAUGAUCUAAUAUGGUUCAAGUCGAUCAAACCACAAAGAUCAUAA